GUUUAAAAAAGUUUGCGAGCAAAUUAUAUUUCUAUGAUAAACCCGAACAAAUUCCUAUCGAAUAUCAAUUGCAAGAUUAUUGUAUCAUCUGCAAUAAAGUAAUUUCGUCUGAUCUAUACGAACCCAUUAUUAUAUGGACAUGCAAGCAUCUUUCUCAUUGGUCAUGCAUGAUUAGUAAAGAUGGGUGUCCCUGUGAAAAUGAAGAAGAAAUUGAAAUUAGUGCAGAUGAAAAUGUAGAAUCAGCUGCAAGAGCGUUAAUGCAGUUAUCACAAGAUGAUACAAACGCUUUUAAUUUGGAAGGAUCCAACGAAGAAAUACGCGAAUUAACACCAAAAAAAAAUAAGCCAAAAAAAAAUGAGCUAAAAAAAAAUGAGCCAAAAAAAAAUGAGCCAAAAAGAAAUGAGGCAAUAUGCCAAAAUUCAAGAAAUUUCCAAGCAUCAAAUGAUACAAAUAUGUUAUACGAUGAAAGAAUUGAUGAACGAUCACCUGAUUUCCAACUCACUGACGAUAGUGAGGAAACAAUUUCGGAAACAAAUUCUUCCUCAGACAUGGAACUAUCUCCUUUAAAAUCGAAACAAUCUCAAAAAGAGAUUAAUUUAGUCUCUUUGGAACCUGAUUCACAAGAGAUUAAUUUAGUCUCUUUGGAACCUAACUCACAAGAGAGUCAAGGAUCUUCAAAACAGUUGCCAAACUAUCCCGUAUCGGCUAAACAGUUGCCAAACUAUCCCGUAUCUUCUAAAAAUUCUAAUAAGAAGAUACCAAUGGACGAAUUUAUUAAAAAAUUAACCACUGCCUCAUCUGACAAUAUGUAUGUGUUUGUAAAUGAGAGUGCUGAAGAAGAUUCUAUUGAAGAAGAUUCUAUAGCAAAAAAAUUAGCUCAAUUAUUCGCAACGGCUUGUGGCAGUGAAA
This is a messenger RNA of Dentiscutata erythropus, 909 nucleotides long. The record is from the annotation of a GenBank genome assembly. Lineage: Eukaryota; Fungi; Glomeromycota; Glomeromycetes; Diversisporales; Gigasporaceae.